CGUUCGUGCGUGUGCGCAUGCGUGCGUGUGUGUCAGUAACUGUUGAACCACAGCUAACUUUGUGGAGGUGUUGAAGUCACUGCUCAGACUGCUGGAUCAUUUUCACGGUUUAACAGAUUCAUACGAGGAAACCUGAGCAAAAUAACGCUUCUUCUGUGUGAAUGUAACGUGUGCCAGAGGAAAUGGUCGAAAAAAUCUAAGCUUAUGUGAUGUCAGAGCUACCAUCCGGACUGCUGGAGGUGUGUGUGGUAGUUGGAGCCUCCAGUGAUAAGCUUCGAGACAUAUACCAGCUUCAUCAGCAGAGUAAGUUAGAUGAAUUCCCUGUGCUGGAAGCUGAGGUACUGCAGGUCCAUGCCCCGCCCUUUGUUUCCAAGGAGACUAACUCGAGCCAGGCGAUUGCGCCGGCCUUCAGUCGUGUCCAGAGGAGGAGGAGUUUUAUAAAGAAGAAGAGGCGAGAUCGUGCUGCAGAGGUUCUAUCUAAUGGAGAAUCAACCAAUCGUACUGAAGUAUCCUCAGUUACAGAAGACAUCAGUGUUCCAAAGGAUCUGGACCUCAUUGCUUUGCCGCAGCUCUGUUUCCCUGGUGGUCUCCAGUUGGCCAAUGAGCAGAGAGAAGACAGUUAUCACUUCCUGGUUUUCACUGACCUAUUUGGGAACCGAACCCAUGGAGUUGUUGUGCAGUACUACAGAGCAGUACAGUCCUGUCAGGAAGGCUCCAUCCAGAAUGGCCACAGGUGGAAUUCAUCAAAGUCUCGUCUUUAUACACCCUUUGCUUUGUGUGUGAUCUCCAAGUUCCCGUACUACAACGCUCUGAGAGACUGCUUGUCAUGUCUCCUGGUCCAGCUGCGUCCUGCAAGACAAGCUGACUUUGAGGAGACCAUCAAAGAAUUUUCAGCCAAGCUUUCGCUGGUCCCUCUACCACCUCCUGGACAGCUACAUGUGUCAUUUACUCUCCGUCCUCUCCAAGUGGUUCUUCCAUCGAGGGAGGAUCAGGACAGCCCUGUUAUCGACAUUGACCUGCAUUUACCAUUUCUCCGUUUCAGCCAUACAACACUACUCCAGGUGCUGUCGUGCCUCCUUCAGGAGCAGAGGCUGGUUUUAUUUUCCGCUGACUGGGCCAGACUCACUCUGGUCGCAGAGAGUUUGCUGCUGUACCUGCAGCCUCUGUCCUGGCAGCAGCCCUAUGUUCCCAUCCUGGCUCAAGGAAUGCUCGACUUUCUCAUGGCUCCUACAGCCUUCCUCAUGGGCUGUCACGUCAGUCAUUUCGAGGAGGUGGCUGCAGAGACAGAAGAGCUAAUCCUGGUGAACAUUGAUGAUGGCAUCAUUCAAUUGUCGUGGUCUGAAACCAUGGAUCUACCAUCUAUUCCUCUGGCAGCAGCUGAGAGCUUUACGUCAAGGGCAGAGUGUCUUCAGCUUCACUAUGACUUGGAGCUGUGUCACCUCGGAGCAGGCACAGAUGCCAAUGCCCUGCGAUCCCAACGCAGAGACUGGCAGGCACGCCUCAACAAACAAAUACAGAACAUCACCCUGGAACUAGGGGUCAACAUAUUCAGAGGUGUUCAGGACUUUCUAAACCAUGAACACAGAGUUUUUAACAGUGAGGAGUUUCUGAGGACCAGGGAGCCAGCAGACCAGUCCUUUUACAAGAAGGUAUUAGACACUCAUAUCUUCCACUCAUUCCUGCGAGACAGGCUGAACAGGAAACGGGACACCUUCAGCCUCAUGGAGCAAAACACAAGAAACCAUGCACACAGGAAUCGAGUGAUGACAGAGUCUCCUCGGCGUCCUCCCAUGUCUGAGCUCUCCAGGACUGGUUACAGCAGCUACACCAGUCCUGAUAACAGACUGAGCAAGCGGCUGGGAGCCAGCCUACCUAACCUGGAACAACCUGCCAAUGACACUUUACCUACCAUCAGGUCCAACAGACCAGCCUCCCUCAGGAAGAUGACUCCCGAUUCUGACUUAAAGUUUCCUCAGAAGGCUGCGAAGGUUUUCCGCCUCCCAGAGUUCCCCCCUCCGCUGGCCUAUCAUUACGUCCAGAACUAUUAUUCCGAAAUGGUUGCUUCCCUGGGGAAGUCUAUUAAUGCGACACCACCAGACGAGUCUGCUCUGCUGGCCAGGUAUCACUACCUGCGUGGUUUGGUGAACACGGUGUCUAACAGGCGCCUGGAUGCACUGGAGGACUUCCAGAGUCUUUAUAAGACUGACUCAGAGAUCUUCCCCUCCCAGAUGGUGAAGUCAUUGGUUGACUCUCUGCCAGAGGCUGAACGGUUACAGGCGGACAGACGGCAGGAAAUUAAACGUCUUAUCAGUCGGGUCAAGUGGGACCAGGAGCGGGAACGUGCGUGCCAUGGCAACGGGCACGAGGACGGUGCAGUGAAGCGCUUCCAGCUGCCGAAAAAGUACAUGCAGCUGGAGGAGUUUGUGAAAUGUGUCCAGGAGUCCGGCAUAGUAAAAGAUCAAGGAACCAUACACAGACUCUUUGAUGCCCUCACAGUUGGUCAUCAGAAGCAGGUUGGUCCAGAUUUGUUUCGAGUGUUUUACACCAUCUGGAAGGAGACUGAGGCCGAGGCCCAGGAGGUGUGCUUGCCUGCGUCUGUCUUGGAGCACAUUGAGCCCAGCGAGUGCGUCUUCAAGCUGUCCUCCUCUGUGAAGACGAGCCGCGGCGUGGGGAAGAUCGCCAUGACUCAACGACGGCUUUUCCUGCUGACCGAUGGACGGCCGGGAUAUGUGGAGGUGGCACAAUAUCGCGAUUUAGAGGAGGUGAAAAUGUCCUCCACUCCCUUCCUGCUGCUGCGAAUCCCCAGCCUGAAGCUGCGAGUGUGGGGAAGAAAGGAGACGUUCGAGGCCAAUUUGAAAACGGAGACUGAGCUAUGGAACCUGAUGGUCAAAGAGAUGUGGGCCGGGCGCAACAUGGCAGACCAACACAAGGACCCCCAGUACAUGCAGCAGGCUCUGACCAAUGCCUUGUUAAUGGACGCAGUGGUUGGCAGCCUCCAGAACAGUAAAGCCAUCUAUGCUGCUUCCAAGUUAGCUCACUUUGACCGCAUCAAGAUGGAAGUGCCCAUGAUGGUUCCCAAGACUACCGCAGACACGCUUAAGCACAAAAUUAACCCUUCGCUGGAAAUGGCUACACCUCAGGCUGUAGAUGUACUUCUAUACACACCAGGUCAGUUAUGGGUGUCUGUGAGCGGGGGGAAGGUGAUGGUGUUUGAUGCCUCCAGCUGGUCCCUCACACACACCUGUCAAGUUGGGAAUGCAAGACUGAACUGCAUGCUGGGUGUUGAUAAGGACCAGGUCUGGAUGGGCUCAGAGGACUCAGUGAUCUACAUCAUCAGCAUGGUGGCCAUGGUCUGUAACAGACAGCUGACCGAACACAGGGCGGAGGUCACCGGACUGGCACUAGACACUGACAAAUACAGCCAGAAGGUGGCGUACUCCUGCAGCGCAGAGGGAAGCGUCAUGGUGUGGGACAUCUCAACACUACAGGUAAAGAGGCAGUUCCGUCUCUCCUGCGACCGCCUGCAGUCUGUGUCCACCUGUAACGGAACGCUGUGGUGCUGCUCUAGGGAAAAUAUCAUGGAAGUGUGGAGAAACGGUUCAGUGAAACAACGUCUGAAUUUACCAGAGCAACAAAAAGGAUCCGCAGCUACGUUCAGUUCUAUUCUGCUGUUACCGGAGAGGGAGGAGCUGUGGAGUGUUUGUGUGGACUCAGGAGAAGUGUGUGUUUGGCACAUUAAGGACACUACAAAACCAUUUCACCGGGUGUCUCUGCAGGACUGCAGCGGGUGUUACUGCAUGAUCAAAGUUAAAAACCAGGUGUGGGUUGGUGGUGUUGGCCGCAGUUCUACCAAAGGGAAGAUUUACAUCCUGGACACAGAGCGCCAUCAGGUUCUGAAGGAGCUUCAUGGCCACAACGACAAGGUGAAGUCACUCUGCUCUGCUGAGGAUCGGUACGUGCUCAGCGGAGCUGGCAAACACGAUGGAAAGAUCGCCAUCUGGAAGGUGGAGUAGUGCAGUUGACUGGAAGUGAGCCAUUUUUUUUGGAUUUUUUUGGAAGUUGGAUUGUUCGAACAUAAUGAAGCUACUCUAAAUCUUCACCUGAACUAGAAAAAAAAACCUGAGGCUGAGAUCUGGGGAACGAAGAGAGAAUUUGUUUUUUAAUGGAGCAAGAAGAGAUGGAUGAAAAUCAAAACCUCUACUUGUCUUUUCAAUCUCGGCGAUAUGAAGGAAUCACAAGUCAGUCGUGUGGAGCGACACGUUUACAUAAAGCGUCACUGUCUGAGCAGCCUCUCCCUCCUGCACACAGUGAUAUGCAAACAAAAACCUAACAGCACUAACACAUUUUUUAAAAGUUCUAUGAAGGACAAAUGAAGACUGAAAGAAAGGUGCACGAUUUGCUUAAUGUUUCUUUAAUCCGAAGUUCCAUGCUUCGCUGAAGGUUUAUGUUUUUUCUCAUAUUUUUAUACCGUGCAGUAUUUAAUGCCCAACCCUGUUUAUGAGGUUUGAUCACACUAGUAUUAUGUGGGAUCAUUUUGUGACUGAGCCUUGCCUCCAGCUGUGAGUCUGAUGUGAGCUCCUGCAGCUCAAAGGAGUCAAACUACCCUGAAAACAAAAACUGCUGUGAUUUCAGCUGCAUUGUGGGAAAGGCACUGAAAUUGUUUGGAUGGGAGUUAUGCAAUAUUGGACAAUGUACAGUUGACAUGAAACAUAAUGGAAACUGAAAGACUCAAAGAUGUUUAAGAGCAUCUCAAAAGGAACAAGUUAUGUCCUGAAAGUGGAAACUGAUAGAAACUCAGAAAAUAGAGUCAUUUUACAGUGAACUGCUCGUAUUGUACCUCAUAACUUUACUUCAAAGUUUCUACAGUUGUCUCUUUGUUCCUACAGCAUUUCUUUCAUCUGUUUUUUUUUCUGGUUUAUAACACAGUAUGUUAAAAUGUCUUGUGCAAAGAUUGACAGAAGAAGUGACAGUCCUAGCUGAGAAAGUCAACCAACAAAAAGUAAAAUCAAAAAGAAAAAAACGCAUAUCCAUCCAUCCAUUAUCUUAAACACUUUUCCUGUUCUGGGUCGCGGGGGGCUGGAGCCGAUCCCAGCUGUCAUUGGGCGAGAGGCGGGGGUACAUCCUGAACUGUUAGCCAAUCACAGGGCUGACAUAUAGAGACAGACAACCAGCCACACUCACAUUCACACCUACCAGCAAGUUAGAGUCACCAAUUGACCAAACCAGCAUCUCUUUGGACUGUGGGAGGAAGACAGAGAACCAGGGGAGAACCCACACAUGCACGGGGAGAACAUGCAGACUCCACACAGAAAUGCUGCCGUCAGAUUUGAAGCAGGAACCUCCUCGCUGUGAGGCACGCAAAUAAGAAAUGUAUUUAUUUAUCAUUUUAAGUCAAAAGAGUUGGAUGAAAGUAGUCUGUUAUUGCUUAAAUGUAUCUAUAAUAUGUCAUUAUUUUAUAUAAGGACUUCUAUUAACUCAGACUAAAGUCUUUUAUUUAACUUUUUCUAUCUUUUAAAGCGUUUUUUUCUCCUCAGAGACUCUUGAAUGAUGAAGCAGGCAUUCCAUUUUUUUUUAGAAGAAUUACAAGUUGCAUCAAAGAGAUUUAUUCAAAGGUUCAACUUAUCGUUCACUAUUUAUUUACCAACUGUACAGAGCAUGACCAUCAAAUCUGUUCAUUUUUUAAUCUAAACCUCUCAACCUUGUAUGUAUUGUUUUUUUUAUGCAACCUUUUCUGUACUUACUUUUUAAGAAUUUAUGUUAAACUUGAUAAAAUCACCAAGACUGCGAACAGUAUUUUUCUGAUAUUAAACCAAGAGUGAACACAGCA
Messenger RNA from Labrus mixtus (cuckoo wrasse), 5827 nucleotides. It is a transcript of the gene dennd3a, whose product is annotated as DENN/MADD domain containing 3a. The transcript has 30 exons. Lineage: Eukaryota; Metazoa; Chordata; Actinopteri; Labriformes; Labridae. The coding region runs from base 210 to 4013 and encodes 1267 amino acids. The record is from RefSeq and is a predicted model, not a curated record. Gene Ontology annotation, biological process: regulation of Rab protein signal transduction. Gene Ontology annotation, molecular function: protein binding. Gene Ontology annotation, cellular component: cytoplasmic vesicle.